Messenger RNA from Astyanax mexicanus (Mexican tetra), 7899 nucleotides. It is a transcript of the gene adgb, whose product is annotated as androglobin. The record is from RefSeq and is a predicted model, not a curated record. Gene Ontology annotation, biological process: proteolysis. The coding region runs from base 136 to 4710 and encodes 1524 amino acids. Gene Ontology annotation, molecular function: calcium-dependent cysteine-type endopeptidase activity; protein binding; heme binding. The transcript has 36 exons. Lineage: Eukaryota; Metazoa; Chordata; Actinopteri; Characiformes; Acestrorhamphidae.
GUGGCGCCGGUAGCUAGGCAACAGUUCAAACUUUCAGCCGCUGCUAGCAAAACAAACCAGCCCUCGUUUAAUCCUGAGUUUCUCAUUUUUACUAAAUAAACACUGGGAGGAAGAGGAGUAUCUGCCACCUGAAACAUGUCGAAGCAGCAGCAGCAGCCAGCAAAGAAAAAAAAGCCUUCCUCCAGCAACGCCCCUUCAUCGCUAGGACACUCGCCCUCCAAAGAGGUCUCCUCAUCAGUGGUCAGUGCAUCAGAGUGCUUAGGGGAAGUGAGGAGGAGUCGCUUCCCUGUCUGGCCUGAGUGGAAUGAGACUGAGGUCAGUGCAGAGAAAUGGGACGUGGCCACAACUGCAAAGGAUGGCAAAGUCGGGAAGAGUCCAGUUAGUCAAUUCUUCGAUGACCCAGAGGGGAAGGUUGAUCUCCCAGCAUCUUUAAAAGUUCACACCUGGAAACGCCCCUCAGAGUACAUAAUUAACAAGGUUCCAUUUGUGGUUGAGAACGAAUCAACCUUUGAUCUCACUUCAGCCAAUGAACAUUUGCUCUCGAGUGAGCUGAUGCGCUGGAUCAUCAGUGAGAUCUGCAUCUUGUGGAAAGUCUGCAGUCAACCAACAGGCGAGGACACUAACCCCUGGAGACCUUGGGAACACAUCUAUUCUCUUUGUAAGGUGGCGAAAGGCCAUGUACCUCUAUAUAAUGUCUAUGGGAAGUACGUGGUGAAACUCUACUGGAUGGGUUGCUGGAGGAAGAUCACUGUUGAUGACUCUUUACCCUUUGAUGAACAGGACAAGCUGCUGCUUCCUGCUACCACUAUCCAAUCAGAGCUUUGGCCUAUGCUGUUGGCUAAGGCUAUCCUUAAGUUGGCAAAUACAGAUGUGGUGCCAAGCCCCAGGAGAGAGCUGGGAGAGUUCACUGUCAUCCACUGUCUGACCGGCUGGAUACCAGAGAUAAUACCCCUUCAAUCUCGAUAUGCAGGAAAUGUGUGGGAUUUCCUAAGGGGGGCCAUUCCAGACUUUCAGGUAUUGGAGGAGAGCUCGGAGGAGUCAGCAGAUUUUGCUGCUGCAAGUGACCCAGAGACCAAUGAAUCACCUUCACUGAACAGGGGAAAAGAAAAAGAUAAGAAGAAAGGCAAAGACAAGGACAAAGACAAAAAGCCCAGCCAGUCUAAUGAACCAUUGUGUGCCCAGUCCAAUACAGCCAUCCAACCCACAGAUGACAGCAGCGUGCCUCCCCCUGCUCCUCUGAUGGUUGUGUGUGCCAGUUACCAGCCGUUGCACCUGCAGGAGAAGAGGACCUCCGUGCUGGGACAGAUGGCAGACUCAUCAGAAAGACUGCGGCAGUAUGGGCUCUCCAAGUUCUACAGUCACCCUGUGCUGCUCACACGCACCAGAGCCUGCCCCCUGGUGGCUGUUCCAGAAUCGCCCCCCGUGCCUGCCUGGAAACUUGUACGCCCUCGCAAGAAGUGGAACAUCACAGAUGAGCCAAAAGAGACUCCAGUCCAGAAACCUGAACAGUACAUUGAAGUGUCCAGUCCCUUCAUCAAUUUCAGGCUCAUGGCCAUGGCUGCACCCCUUCAGCUGGAGUCUCAACCAAAUGGCUACAGGAGGCAUUUGUGUAGCUCUAAUCUGGCUUCAUUCAAUGAGACAGAAGAGAGUGAGGGUCCUAACCCCACUGGGCAUGACAUCACAGACAACAGCCUUGGAUCAACAGAUGCUUUGGACACCAACAAGGUAACAGCAGAGGACAAAAGGAAGGAUGAAAGCAUCCCUCAUGAUGCUGAUACAGCAGAAGCACCACCAGUUCUUGAGAAGAAUAAAGCAAGAGAGACGGACAAAGACAAGGAGAAAAUGACAGCAGCUGAUGAGACCAGUCCUGCACAGCUGCAGUCACAUGACUUGGAGAAAACCAUGCUUCAGGAGGUCUGGGUCCACCUGCAUGACUUCCCCAAAUGCUUUCAGUCACUGGUAAUUUUUCACAACCCAGACACCUACCCUCAUUACUCCCAGAAGUCCCAGUUUAAGAGCUACAUUGCAUCUAGAGGGGCAGCAACUACUCAGCCCAGUGUUGUGGGCUCAACCAACUCUGCAGCAUCAGGGAAACUACCAGAGUCUUCUGGAGCUACACACAUGCAGGGCUCGUACGAGAAGUGCUGUGACUUUCUGUUUGUGGAUAACCUGUUACCUACAGAGAUUCUCAUCUCGUUCUCAGCUCUGGUACACUGGGGAGGCACCAAGGAUGAGAACAAGGAGUGUGUGUCCAGAGCUGGGGUUCUGACGGCUCAACCUUUCUCCUGGAAAAGCAUUGAAUCUCAGUUACCCUGGAUUCACAUCCAGACCUCUGCCUGCAAAGCCGCAAUUCUCCCGCUGCCACCAGGACGUCAUGUCUUUCGUAUCCACAUGAUGGCGCCCUUAGGUUUCCACCUGCAGGUAUGCAGCAUGGCACCUUUUGUGUUUGGGGGAGAGGAGGAAGUGAUGCCGCACCUUGAUAAGGAGAGUCUGAGGUUCUCUCAGCAGGCCCUGUUGGUUCUUAGAGCUCUGGGUGGAGUGGUCAGCUCCUUCUCAGACCCACAGGAACUCCCAUCAGCCAGCAGGGUGCUGGAGGAGGCCCUCUGCCCUCCCUUACACAGCAAAGUGGCAAACAGAGAGCACUGGAGGGUUUUUAAUGAAGCCGUGUAUCACAUGUUCUGCUCUGUGCUUGGCCGUAAGUUAACUUCUGAGGAGCUGUUUGCAGUGCAGGCCCUGACUGGAGACCCCAUUGCCCAAUACAGCAACACAAAGGACACCGAUACACCAUCCGCAGAUGGUGCUCCAGAGGUCUCGAGCAAAAGACAGGCCACAGAGCAGGAAAAGCAGGCGGCGACCAUCCUGCAGGCUGGCUGGAAGGGCUACCUAGUGAGAGAAAUUCUCAGAGCUGCCAAACCAGGCUCUGAAGAGAAUCAGAAAGUUUCUCAGACGCUGCUGGAAAUGUGGGCUUCGGUGGAAUCGGAUGCAGAGAAACAUGCUGAGUCUUUAUUGAGGUACAUGAUCACUGAUAAUGAGCAAACAAUGGAGUUAUUCCCUUGUAAAGAGGAUGAGUGGACUAGAAUAACCUUUGCGGAUUACUCAGUUCCUGUUCCUGAGACAACUAACUCUUGGAUGCUGAUCUUUAGGGAAGUGUUCCAUGUUUCUAAACCUCUGCUCCUAGUGCCUAAAAUGUACUCUCCCCUCCGCAACUGUCUUCUUCACGUCAUUAACAAUGAGACUGGAGAGGAACUACCUAGAGUCUUUAAUAGAGUAGAGCCACGCAUAUACACACCAAAUAAGGCUGGCUACACAUUUUUAGCUGAGGCGUACUCUGAGGACACACCCGUGAUUGGAGGGAAGUGGCGAAUGCGGCUAAUUGGUUCUCAACAUCCACUGCCCCAGCUGGCCAGAGAAGCACCAGCCAGUACCUUCGCAGUAAAGCAGUUCAAAGAUUAUUACGUUCCUAAUGAGAAGAACAUUAUCUGCAGGCAUGCAGUGAAGGUGACAUGUGAUCAUGUAGCCACAGUGCAGUUCCAGACAUCAAAUGCAAAUGUCCAUAUUAAACUCAGCAUUUUGGACCAUGAGAAAGAGGUGGCAAGCAACCAGGGCAAGGGCCACGUCAUUAUCCCCAUCUACUGCUUCUCAGCCAGCAACGUCUCCUCCGGCACCGCUGAGGAGCAUGUGGGGGCGCGGUGGUCUCAGGACGGCACUGACGGGGGUCUGGGAGGAGCAAGUGGAAAGGCGAAGGAGAGCGAUGACUGUCCGCCUUCUGCCUCUAAGCUCCUUCCUGCCGAACUGGGACAUAAGUACAUUGUUCAGGCAGAGGUGCUUCACAAAAGCUGGCUUCUGGACGACUCACUGUCAGUCUUUAUCCAGACUCUCAGAGACAUUGAGCGAAAUGAGAUGAGAGUGUUUUCAGAUAAGCUAGAGGAUCUGGUUCCACCUGCUAAUUCAGACCAAACCAGCAGUGAGGGGCAAAAAUCAGCCACCAAAGCCAGUCGCAAGCCUAAAGACAAGGAGAAAGACAAAGCUUCAUCUAAGCCAAGCUCCAGGAUGGAACAGACUCUGGAUAUGAGUAAGCCUCAUUGGAUCCUACGUGUGGUGACUGAGAAUUCGGAGAUGGAGGGGAUGGAGAUGAGAAAGGACACAGAGGAACUGGACCAGAUCAAAGCCAUCAAGUUGAGCUGGGAGGCCGCUAAACCAGGGAGAGCAGCAAAGGCUCAUCAGACCCGCCUCAAACAUCUGGAGUCUCCUCGCAGUCCCUCCAACGAUGAAGGCAAUGGAACUCCUCUUCCCAAACACAAUAAUAAUAUGGACCUAACACUUUUCAUAAGGAGGACUGGCAAGCCAGUUCGUCUGAAAAAUGAACUGAUAGAGGAGGAGCAGAAGACUGAACGUUUAGAGAGGAUCCAAAGCUUUCGUUUAUUUUGGGAGACGGUGCAAGAACGGCAUAAGCAGGAGCUGCUCUCUCGUAAGGAGCUCAUAAGGAGACAGCUGGAGACUUAUGAUGGAAUGCAGGUGGCCCUAGCAGAGGAGAGACAGAAGAUGCUGCAUGCUCGAGAGAAAUUACGCUCCCGCCAGCUGGAGGAGGAGUCUCAGAAGAGAGACGUAGAGUUGACACAAGAGAUCAGCAGUGGCUCAGCGGCUGAUCGAUUUGUUCUGCCCAGUGGAAACAAAGAGGGCGGCUCCAGUGGCCCAGCCACAUCACUUUGACUUUCAGGGAAAUCUUGCCACUGUCACAUCUGACAGCUGGAUCAAGGUCAGUGUAUCAGGCAAGCUGAGUGAGACAGCAAGCCCUGACUCUCAACUGAAAUCGAUAAAAUCUAAAGACCUUUGCUUUAGACAAAAGGAAGGCGGAUUUCCUGUCUCAAAAUAUUACCAGUGAAAACGCAGCAGGCUGAAAGGACACAGAGGUAGGCAGCUGCCCCCUCUACCAUCCAUCACAAUGGAUUCUAAAUGUGAACCAGAAAGAAAAAUAAGACAGAAAUGAACAGAAAGUUCAGACAUUUACAUAACCACCGCUGAGCUUUCACAAUACACCCCCAACUUCCGAUCAAGUGAGGAAAAAAAAAAAACCUUGCCACAUUUAUAAGGCUAUAGCAGUUCUAGAGCAGACUCCAACAGCUUUACAUUAGUCACCUACUCAUCUUAAGAAUCAGCUAUGCUGAACACCUCCUAGCACCAGCAGAUUUAAUACAACCUUAUUUCAGAGUCUUAAAAAAUAGCAUAAAAACAGACCCACUGAGAAUGAUGGUUAAACAUACCAAAAAAGAGGUAGAACCUCACACUGACACAUUCAAACCCAGCAUUAUCUCACUUGAUGCUAAAUGGAACCACUUCCAAUGGUGCCACCUACUGGUGCUUCUUGUUAGGACUGAACUAAAGUAGUCUGAAUGUCUCUCCAACAAAUUAAAGUCAGAUGAUCCAUGUUUAUUUGAAUAUACUGUGUACUCUCAGUGUCUGAAUGAGUCUGUCUUGUUUUGUCUGGAGCAAAAAAGGUUUUGCUUCAAAUCACAUUGCAGUCAUUGCUGUAGGCAGGUGCCAUGAAUAGUCCUUUUUGUGUAAUGCCUUAUUUUGUUUCAUUCUUUUCACAACUAAAUGAUGCAUUUGUUUAUUUAUAUGAACAAUAUCUAUGAAAAAUAUCUUAAUUUGUAAAAAAAAAAAAAAUGCAUUUGUCCUAGUGCCUGUAAGCGAUAGAAGUGCUUAGUUCACCUCUGUUUCUGAAGUCAUUUGUCUCUUAGAAGCUCAUUUUCAUGGAUUUGUGUAUUUUCCAUUCCAGUGGGCAGUGAGAACACUUACUUGCAUCCACUCUUAAAAUGUCUCUGCUGAUGAUGGUAAUUGGCCUUAGAUCUCUCUCCACUUUCUCUCUCUCUCUCGUUCCUUCCAUCUCCCUCUCUUGCUGUUUUCCAUCUGCCACACGAGCACACACACACACAGGCACAUGCAACACACUUGAAGUGGUUUUAACUCUGACAGUGAGGAAUGAGUCAUUGCAAAGGGUGUGAAUUGUGCUCUGGAGGGACCUCGACAGUAGCUUAAGGUCAGGUGUGUGCGUUUGGAUGCCUGUGUGUGUGUGUGUGUGUGUGUGUGUGUGUGUGUGUGUGUGUGUGUGUGUGUGUGUGUGUGUCGUCUUAAGGAUGCAGCCUGUCAGUUCACAUCCAAGCAAAGGAAGCCUUAUUCCUCUGCUAACCGCAUGAGAGAGCUAAUCGCUAAGCAGUGGUGAGGAUACACAUGCACUAUAUGGACAUACAAUAUUUGAUGAAAGUACUCGAUACAAUCUUGAGUAUCAAAAGAAGCUGUGCUGCUUCUGUUGGAGUAACUGUAUUUACUCUACAAGGAAGUCUUUUUUACUGUAUUGGGGACCAUUAAUGAGAGGAUUUGAUUGCAUUCAGCAGUAAGAGUGUUAAUGUGGCCGGGAUGUUGGAUGAUCAUCAGCUCAACAGCUCAAUGCUCUUGUCAGUCCAGCCCUCUAUCCCGCACCUUGAACUUUGCAUUGUGCCAAUAGAUUCCUGUUUAUCUGCUCAAGAGAGUCCUAUUCUGUCUAUGUGUUAAAAUCUCUAGAUACAUUAGAAGGGGUGCCCACAUAUUCAAACAUACAAGUGCAUCUCAAAAAAAUAAUAUAACUGAAAAGUUACUUUAUUUCAGUAAUUCAGUUCAAAAUGUUUAAGCAUUUAUUUAUUUUAUUGUUAAUGAUUAUGGCUUACAGCCAAUAAAAAACAAAAAAUCAGUGUCUCAGAAAAUCAUAUAAGAACAAUUGGUACUUUUGGCAGUGUGGGAAAUGUGCCAAGUCCUGCAAGAAAAUAAAAUCCUCAUCUCCAUUAAAGUUGUCAGUAGCUUUAAACUGACUUUAAACUUGAUAAAACACAGUGGAUCAACACCAUCAACUCAUGUCUCUCCAAACCAUCACUGAUCAUCAGAAAAUUUCAUAUUUCAUUUGUAAAUCAAGGGACCAGAGUCUGGAUGAAGAGUGGAGAGACAAACAGUUCGAGCUGCUUGAGGUCUAGUGUGAAGUUUCCACCAAUCAGUGAUGGUUUGGAGAGACGUGUCAUCUGCUGGUGUUGAUCCACUGUGUUAUAUCAAGUCCAAAGUCACCGCAGUGUUUUCCUGGAAAAUCUUACAGCACUUUAUGCUUCCCUCUGCUGACAACUUGGAAUAUGAAAAUGCGGAUUUCAUUUUCCAGCAGGACUUGGCACAGUAACAAAAGAAGCAAUUGGUCUUUUAUAAUAUUCACAUUUUCUGAGAUACGUUUUUUUACAUAUAUAAUAUGAGUUUCAGUUCAUUUUGAACUGAAUUACUGUAAUAAAGUAACUUUAUAAUGAUACUCUAAUUUUUGAGAUGCACCUGUAUAGUGUAUGUAUUGACAUAUUGUAUAAAUACACACACAUACAUUAAUUAUUAAAAGUCAGUAAACAUGCAGAGGAUAUGAAUGUCACUUAAAGUGUGCAUGAACUUAAUAUUACAUAUCCCAGAUUUACUGGGCACUUCAUUAAAUGACAGUGUAUUAGUACAUCUUAAGGCAUAAGAGGCGUUACACAUGCAAACAUUAUUGGUUUCCACAGCACAUGCUAAGAGGAGCAGAGUGUAAAAGAGAGAGGGAGAGAUAAUAGAUUUAAUUGCAUCUGCAUCAUACCUGCCAAGUUAUUCAUUUCAUUAAUUUAUUCAUUCUUUCAUCAGUUUCUUCACUUGUUCACUCAGGGUUGCCUCUGUUGCAAACACAAUGACUCUACAGCUGCCACCUGCCAGGACAACACUGCAAACUCAGGCUUUUAUGUGUGUGUGUGUGCUUGUGUGUUGUUUUUGUGUUACUCUCUUUUAAAAGAGACAAAGAACAUGCUGCUGCGCCUCUACACAUGUACGUGUUUGAUGAUGGAAAAAUAAUUAAACAUGUUGUUUUGUCACAUA